This is a messenger RNA of Passer montanus (Eurasian tree sparrow), 2811 nucleotides long. It is a transcript of the gene BBS4, whose product is annotated as Bardet-Biedl syndrome 4. Bases 72 to 1751 code for a protein of 559 amino acids. Lineage: Eukaryota; Metazoa; Chordata; Aves; Passeriformes; Passeridae. Gene Ontology annotation, biological process: cilium assembly; protein localization to cilium. Gene Ontology annotation, molecular function: protein binding. The transcript has 15 exons. Gene Ontology annotation, cellular component: ciliary basal body. The record is from RefSeq and is a predicted model, not a curated record.
CGUGCCCCGCGCGCCAUGGCCGCGCCGGAAGUGGCGCGCGGUCGCCAUGGCAACCCCGGCCCGCCGCGGCCAUGGCGGAGCCGCAGGACGCCACGGUUUCUUCAUCGCCAGCGGCUACAGAACCAACAAAACCCCGUCCUAAAAAAGCCCCAGAGCUGCCAAUCCUAGAGAGGAAGAACUGGCUGAUUUAUCUGCUCUACGUCCGCAGAGACUACGAGGAGUGUAAGGCUGUCAUCAAAGAGCAGCUCCAGGAGUCCCAAGGGCUCUGUGAAUAUGCUGUCUAUGUUCAAGCUUUGAUAUUUCGCUUGGAGGGGAAAAUUCAAGAAUCUCUUGAACUUUUCCAGACAUGUUCCAUUCUGAACCCUCGAAGCGCUGACAACCUCAAGCAGGUGGCACGAUCCCUGUUUCUCCUGGGGAAGCACAAGGCAGCCAUCGAAGUGUACAAUGAAGCAGCAAAACUCGAUGAGAAGGACUGGGAGAUCAGCCACAACCUGGGUGUGUGCUACAUGUACCUGAAACACUUCAACAAGGCACGAGACCAGCUCAACAAUGCCCUGGAGCUCAACAGACACGACCUGACCUACAUGAUGCUGGGCAAAAUUCACCUCUUGGAGGGGGAGGUGGAUAAAGCCAUUGAAGUAUAUAAGAAAGCUGUAGAGUUUUCUCCAGAAAACACAGAUCUCCUCACAGCUCUGGGCCUACUGUACCUGCAGACUGGGGAGUACCAGAAGGCUUUUGAACACCUUGGAAAUGUGCUUACCUACGACCCAGGCAACUACAAGGCCACCCUGGCUGCUGGCAGCAUGAUGCAGGCCCACGGGGAUUUCGACGUCGCCCUCUCCAAGUACAAGGUGGUGGCCAGCAGUGUUCCUGAGAGCCCCCCACUCUGGAACAACAUUGGCAUGUGCUUCUUUGGGAAGAAGAAAUACGUGGCAGCUGUCAGCUGCCUAAAGAGGGCAAACUACCUGGCUCCCUUUGACUGGAAGAUCCUGUACAACCUGGGCUUGGUGCACCUCACAAUGCAGCAGUAUGCCUCAGCCUUCCACUUCCUCAGUGCUGCCAUCAACUUCCAGCCCAAGAUGGCAGAGCUCUACAUGCUCCUGGCAGUUGCUCUGACCAACCUUGAGGACAUCGAGAACGCCAAGUGUUCCUAUGAGCAAGCUGUGGCCUUGGACAAAUGGUGGAGAUGGCCCAGAAGAUGGGGGCUGCCCUGCAGGUCGGGGAGAGCCUGGUCUGGACCAAGCCUUCUAAAGAGUCCAAAUCCAAGCAGAAGGCUGCUGUGUCAGGGAAAUCCAGCUCUCAGCAGCCUUUGGGAUCCAACCAGGCCCUGGGUCAAGCCAUGUCCUCUGCUGCAGGGUAUGGGAAAACCAUGCAGCUCCCCCCAGGUGCUGCAACACCAGCUCUGCCAAAAAAGCGUCCCUCCCUGCCUCUGGAACCAGAACAGGAGCAGGACUCAGAAACGAGCCCUGAGGAGAACUCAGCCCCCACAGGGGACGAGGAGCAGGGGAAGGAGAAGCACCAGAGCCAGGAGGCAGCAGAGUAGGGCAGCUCUGGGCAGCACAGGCAGUGCAGGAGCCUCUCCAGGGCUGCCUGGGACUGGGGAAAGGGACCUGCCCCACCCUGCCCCGUGGUGGCUUCUCUUCUGUCAGUCUGGGUGGAGCUGUUCCCUAGCAGUGAUUUUAGCUUGUGGGCUCUGCCUGGUUCCUAGGAGCCACUGCAGUGACCAGAGGUUUCUGUCUAGCUACUCUUAGUGCAGUCACAACUCUGCACAGGUUGGGUGUGAGUCCUCCAGAAGGGCCUUUAGCAAAGCCAGCAGUAGUGAUUUAGGAUCCUGGAUGGUGAGGAGAAUCAAACCCUUCCAGUGGCUGAACUGGUGAGCAGCUGAGUUUGCAUCAAGAACCAGUAAACUGAGGCUUCAGGGCUCUGUGUUGGCUGGUGAAGCUCCCCAGCUGUUUGACAAUGUAUUUCCUGCUUUUGGUUCUGCACUGCUGGACUGUAUCCUCCAUAAUGACCAGCCAGGAGAGGAAGGUUACUCAUGGAAACAUCCUGGAGGCAGCAUGAGCAGGGCUCUGGGUACAUCCCAGCCUUCAGCUGUGCUUUGUUGCUCUUAUCCAAAGGACAUUAAAGCAUCUUUAGAGCCCAGCCAGGAGCUCAGCUGCUCUCCUGCUCCCUGGAGAGCACUGAAAGAGUAGAACCCCUCACUUUCCCCUGGGUUCUGAUAGCCAAAAAGACUGCUCAUUUUAAUGUGGCUUUUUUUUUCCCCUCUCAGGUGUCCUUCCUGCUGGGUUUUGUGUCAGUUCAGCCCCAGGGCAGCACUUCUGUAAGGAUUCCCUCCUGCCAGGAGUUAAACAGAGUUAAAGUUUGUGUAGAGCACUGGCAAAUUGAAACAAACCAGACAAGAAGCAAUGUCAGUCAGGUACAGUGCAGAGAUUUUUAUUCACAUUUAACUUCUUACACUGAAAGUUCCUGCAGCCUACAGAGUGCCUGGGAAGAAGAGGUGAGGACUGCAGAGUAGGGGUGGGCAGGGGCUGCAAAUUCUUCACUGCAGCCCCAAAACUUUAAUUCAAGGCAGAUUUUUGUCCUAUGAUGCUUUGCUAGGAUAAGUGUCACACAGGGAGCACAUACUGCUCUUGGAGGUACUGUGAAGGGAUUUCUUUUAAAUAUAUAUUUUAUGAAAAGCUUAUACAACAGUGAACCAAUUCUUCUAUAAAAUGAAGCAGUAGCACCUUCUUACUUUCUGGGAGCUUCAUGUCUAGGGGAGCAUUUUUAAACAUGUAAUUCCAGUUGGAUAAUAAAUAGAGCUGCAAUUCC